CAGGCUGAAGGCGACGCUAGGGCUGGGGGGCGGAGCAGGAGGGGGCGCAGGAGCAGGGGGAGGGGCCGGCAGCAGCAGCAGCGGGGGUGCAGAAGCAGCCGCGGGAGGAGGAGGAGGAGGAGGAGCGGGUGGCAACGGCACGCGUGUGGGCGUACCGGCCGAUCAACUAGAGGCCUGGGAGACGCUGGAGCUGAUGGUGGUGGUCCCCGCACCGCACCUCAUCCCCUCGCUGGCAGCAGUGGUGGCGCGGCCGCUGGACGUGCAUGUGGGCGGCUGGGCGCUGGGGCCGCUGCCGCCGCCGGGAGCUGGAGGGGGAGGAGCAGGAGGGGGUGCGGCAGCAGCGGCGGCAGCAGCAGCAGCGGGGAAGAAGUCCUCCGGUCUGCCUGACCCGCCCCCCUCACCCUCCAUGCGGAGGGAGAACCCCUUCCCGCGCGCCUCGGGGACCGCCUCCGCCGCCGGCUGCCUCGGCUGGGGCGGGGAGAGGCCGGGGGGCGGCUCCCAAUCGGGCACCUCUGCGGCAGCAGCAGCUACCGCAGCCGUGAUGGCAGCGGCUGGAGGAGGAGGCGGCAUGGGGCUGCAGCCUCCCCCACCCUCCCCGCUGCUUCCCUCCCAGCUGCCCUCGCCCGCCUCCCUCGGCUCCUACGACCAGCUCUCCCUUGCACUCGCACUUGACUGCAGCGCGGGGGGUGCGGCGGACCCCGCUGCGGCCGCCGCUGCCGCCUCCCGCCUGAUGGGCAGCGCGCUGGCGACAUUGGGCGCCAUGGAUCACUCGGCACUCAUUGUGAAGCAGGAUGCAGUCGCGGCUGCCCAGGCUGUGUCGUACGAGCGGCGGCGGGCCAGUGCGGAGCUGUCGCCGCUGUCGGGGCUAGCGGGGUUGGCGGGGUCGCUGGCGGCUGGGGGGGGAGGAGGAGGAGGAGGGAGUGGGGCGUUACCGGCGUUGGGUGGUGGCAGCAGCAGUGGAGGAGCAGGAGGAGGAGGAGGAGCAGGAGUUGGGAAUGUGGCGAUGGCGAGGGGCGUCAUCGGACCGGCUAAUCCCCGCGACUACUUCAUCCCCCUGCCCGAGAGCCCCUCCGGCGCCCUCUCCAUCACCCUGCCGGUGGGGCUGGUGCUCGUGGACCCCGCACUGCUGGAGGCGGCGGGAGGCCUGGGGGCAGCUGCUGCUGCUGCUGCUGCUGCUGCCAACAGCAACAGCAACGGCACCGGCGGAGGCGGCAGUGGCGGCCUCAGCAGCCUGCCACCAACACCGUCUAUGGUGGCUGCAGGCGUGUGGGUGGCGAGUGCGGGUAGUGCGACCCACGGGUCAUCAUCCGAUGUGGGGGGAGGAGGAGGAGGAGGAGGUGGAGGUGCCGGAGGUGGGGGUGCUAGCGGUGCGACUGCCGUACGAGUGGCUGCGCUGCUGCCGCACCUGUUGGCCUCCUCCGCUGCGGUGUCGCAGCUGUGCUCGGCCGUGUCAGCGAUCACACAGGUGCUGCGGGUGGCUGGGGAGCAGCACGGUGUGUUUGCCGUACCGCCCAUGCGCGCCUCCCUGCGUAUCUUCAACCCCAGCCAGUCCCUGCUAAACAUCUUGUGUCAGACCAACACCUACUUUGCCGUGGAGCCCCACAACAACACCAUCUACAUCCGCAAGCCGCCCGCCGACAUCCUGCGGCUGCUGCAGGCGCUGCUGACCACCAUGCCAGUGCGGAGCCGCACCACCAGCACUGCCACCCUGCCCUCCCCCACCGCCACCGCCACCAUCACCACCCCCACCCCCACCUCCCUCAACUUGGGUGCCGACCUGGGGGUGAGCGUGCUGGGUCGCAGCGGAUCCCUUCCCCGCCAGCAUGCAAGCGGCGGCACACCCGCCUCGACAGGAGCAGCAGCCGCGGCAGCCGCCUUUGCAUCAGGAGGAGG
Astrephomene gubernaculifera is the source of this 1893-nucleotide messenger RNA. The record is from the annotation of a GenBank genome assembly. Lineage: Eukaryota; Viridiplantae; Chlorophyta; Chlorophyceae; Chlamydomonadales; Astrephomenaceae.